GUGGUGUUUAUUUACAGAAUGAUAAAUGUACUACAAGUGUUUGGAGCUUUGACUCCAUGGGAAUUAUUGAUCAAAGGGCGCCUGCCCCAGCCUGGUCCUAACCAGACUCUCGUACAUUUUUGAGGGGAAGUACGUAGGAGAGCAGAGACAGGCUGGUAAAACAGGUCAUUCGGAGCAAUGAAAUUCUUGUGACAUGGAAAGCAAACUUGUAAAAACGUAGGUAUGAUAAAACAAAACAUUUAGAGAAUAAAAAAACAAAACAAGAUCUCAUGUUAAACCAUACCAAUCCAUACAUUGAACACCGAGGGAUAAAUGGGUUUGUACAAUCUUAGACAAACUUACUUUACAUUGUAUAAUAAUACUUGUUUUCUCACUCAGGUGACCUUGGAGACGACAGGUGGGGAGAGUGUUCUGGAAAGAGUGGGGGUGUGAUGGGGUGUAACUUCCAAACUGUGGUCCUUUAUAAGAGGGGACAGGUGACAGUGACAUGACGGUGUUUGCUGAUACUUGAGGUGACUGAGCACAGUUGUCCUCUUCAGACCCACUGAGCUGCCCAUGUCUCCCUCCUGUGUGACCCUGGCCCUGGGGCUGCUGUUCCUGGCAGGUACCCAUGCCCAGAUCAAGAUCUUCAACCUGCGUGCCACCAAGCUCCCCAGCGACCUCCUGGGCACCACCGAUGGCUACGUCAAGGUGUUCUGCGGCCCCGACGCCCUCGGGAAAACCUCCGUCCGCAACAACGACAAGAACCCCUGGUGGCCGGAGGAGUUCAGCUCCUUCAAGACCGCGGAGAACGACGUCCUGAGGCUGGAGGUGUACGACAGCGACCUGCUGUUCGACGACCUCCUGGGAACCUGCCAGAGGCAGGUGAAGAUCGGCACCCACCAGCACGACUGCUUCCUGAAGAAGGGAGGCACGCUCACCUACUCCUACACUCUCCAGCAGUGAAGCUGCUCUCGCAGGGAGGCGUGAGGAUAGUGACGCAUACCUCCUACUCCGACACUCUUCAGCAGGGCAGCAUGGGGAGGUCCCAGUGAGAUCCCCACACUUAACCAAGCCUGACACCGUUAUCAUACCCCCUCUACUUAAUCAGAAUCCCCCUCCUGUCUAACAGUCUAUUCAGUGUCACAACCCUCACUUCAUUUACACUGUUGACCCGAAUCCCUGUAGUUGUUCUUUAUAAAUGUCAUCCUAAAUUAAGAAAUGUAUCUAUACAUUUGGACGACUGUGUUCUAAAUGUAAUCUUUAAUCUGUUCUUGGCCUCACAUCUGACUGAAUGAAUUAAAAGCCUCCCUGCCGGAUGA
Hypomesus transpacificus is the source of this 1301-nucleotide messenger RNA. RefSeq names its product perforin-1-like. NCBI's taxonomy places the organism in Eukaryota, Metazoa, Chordata, Actinopteri, Osmeriformes, Osmeridae. The transcript has 2 exons. Bases 556 to 945 code for a protein of 129 amino acids. The record is from RefSeq and is a predicted model, not a curated record.